Messenger RNA from Aureococcus anophagefferens, 1248 nucleotides. RefSeq lists its product as hypothetical. The record is from RefSeq and is a predicted model, not a curated record. The transcript has a single exon. Bases 1 to 1248 code for a protein of 415 amino acids. Lineage: Eukaryota; Pelagophyceae; Pelagomonadales; Pelagomonadaceae.
AUGCCGACGCUCGGCAGCCAACUGCGUUUGCGCCUUGAAGCGCUCGCGCUGGACCGGCCGCGCGCGCGGCGCGCCGCCGCGCUCGCCGGCGUGUCCUACGUCGCCUGGCGCCUGCUCCCGCGCCUGCGGCGCCUCUACCGCGCCACGGUCGACUGGCGGGACCCCGUGCUGCCCCGGGACCUGCGGGCGCUCCGGGUCCCCCUCGCCGCCGCGGACGUCGAGGACGAGAUCCGGGAAAAGCGCGCCGUCGUCGACGGCGCCGCGCGGGAGGUCGCCUGGGCGGCGCCCGGCCGGCGGACGCGGACGGCGCUCGCCGUCGUCUACGUGCACGGCUGGGGCGCCUGCCGCCAGGAGAUCGCGCCGACGCCCCAGCUGCUGGCCAGGGCCCUGGGCGCGAACCUCUACUGCCACCGCCUCUCGGGCCACGGCCGGCGCCGGGCCGCCGCGCCGGCGACGGACCCGCCGAGCGGCGACAUCCUCCUCGCGGAGGCGACGCCGCGGCGCCUCUUCCUCGACGCGCUCGAGGCCUUCCGCGUGGGCCUGGCGCUCGGGGACCGCGUCGUCGUCGUCGGCGUGUCCACGGGCGGCGGCCUCGCGACGUGGCUCGCCGCGCGCGUCGCCGACGAGCCCGAGGGCGACCGCCUCGCGGCGCUCGUGUUGGUGAGCCCCUGCUACGGCCUGGGCCACCCGCUCUACCCCUUCCUCAAGAAGCCCUUCACGUUCCUGCGCCUCGUGCCCUUCGGUCUAGCGCCGCCGCUCCGCGCGUGGCUCCUCGCCGCGCUCAUGGGCCGGGAGAAGCGGUCGCCUGCGGUCUCGCCGGACCACGCGCGCUACAACGCGCUCGCGUACCCGCACCCGGCCCUGCUCCAUUUGGUGGACGUGCUCUACGGCCUCGAGGGUCUGGACGUGUCGCGCGCGCGCGCGCCGACGUUCCUCGUCGCGAACCACGGCGACGCCGUCAUCGACUUCGGCCGCGCGGCGCGCGUCUUCGAGGCGCUCGGCGCCGCGCUCCCGAGCGCGCCGCCCAAGGUCAUGGUCGCCUGCCCGAGCGACGCGCACCCCCACGUCCUCGCGAGCCAGAUGCUGUCGCCGAACACGGUCGACGGCGUCCUCGACGCGGCGAUCCUCUUCGUCCGCGCGCACACGGGCCGCGACGCGGGCCUCCGGCGCAAGGCGGCGCCGAGCCGCCCGCCGUCCUUCGGCUCCGUGACGGGCCUCGACGCGCUCAUGCGGCCGUUCCCCUUCUGA